AUGUCCGAUAUCCCACGAAAAGCCGCUGGUAGUGCAAAAAUCGCCGUUCAAAAGGAAAUCACCAGUCCUGAAAUGCGUGAUUUGGGUGAGAACAUAAUCGAGCAUUCAAAUGGCCAUGGGAACAAUGGACAUACAAACUUACAACGGAAACAGCCCAAUGUCAAAGAUUUGGGAGUCGUUGAAAUCGCAACUGAUGAAAAGCCUGGUUCUGGAGAUGAGGAAAUCGUUGAAUUGGCACCUGUUGAUGGUGGAGCAGCAAUAAAAGUGGAACAAGAUAUGGCUGUGGAGCAGGAGACGAAAUUCACCAGGAGAACAUCAGCCAGGUUAACGUUUCAAGAAAAUCGAAUACUUUACUUGGAAUAG
This is a messenger RNA of Gongylonema pulchrum, 363 nucleotides long. The record is from the annotation of a GenBank genome assembly. Lineage: Eukaryota; Metazoa; Nematoda; Chromadorea; Rhabditida; Gongylonematidae.